Aspergillus japonicus CBS 114.51 is the source of this 477-nucleotide messenger RNA. RefSeq lists its product as uncharacterized. NCBI's taxonomy places the organism in Eukaryota, Fungi, Ascomycota, Eurotiomycetes, Eurotiales, Aspergillaceae. The transcript has 2 exons. The record is from RefSeq and is a predicted model, not a curated record. The coding region runs from base 1 to 477 and encodes 158 amino acids.
AUGUCUCUGAACACGCUUCCCAACGAACUCUUUCUGCAGGUGGAAUCAUAUAUUGAGACGCAAGCCGACCUCGCAGCAUUCAUUCGAACCAAUCCCCGAACCUACAAAUGGCUUGCCCCGUGUCUGUACCGGCGUGAUGCAACCGCCGCCUUGCUAUACGGGGUUCACAACAACCGCUAUUCCACAGCCUGCAAGGCCCUUCAGGCUGGGGCUGACCGCAAUGUCAAGUCUCGCGAUAAAGAGCGGCCGACCUCCUUGAUGCAGGCGAUCAUGAAAAACAACGAGAGAAUGAUGCAGCUCCUGCGCGAUGCGGGCGCCAAUCCGCGGAUCAUGACCCGGCUGUGGGCGACGCCGGCGAUGUUCCUAGAGGCUCCUACACGGGAGGCGCGGCAGGAAUUGAUCGACAAGCAUUACGGCUUUGGGGUGCGCCUGGCCGGGAUUGGACGCUGGGAUAGGCAUCAUAUUGAAGUCUCUUAA